AUGUCAGAAUACAUUCCAUUUGAAAUCCAAAUUGAAAUCAUUAAGAGGCUUCCUGCCAAGUCAGCUGUUAAAUUCAGACUUGUUUCAAAACCCUGGAAUUCUUACAUCGGCAGUUCCGAGUUUAUUAUCGCUCAUCACCACUGCAAUAUUCACCGCUAUCCACACCGUCUACUUGCUUGGUGCAAAGACCCUAUAGAAAUAUAUGAUGACAGGUAUGCUACGGUUUUUGAUGACGCCACUUUCUACCAACAAGACUUUACUGCCAAGGCUCCGCGUCUCGUUAAACUGCUUAGGGAUUCUAGAGUAAUUGAUUGCUCUUUUGGCUUGGUGUGUUCGUAUGAUUAUCUUGAAACUGACAUCGCUAUUCUUUCUAAUCCUUUAAUCAAAAAAUCUCUUGUGGUUCCUUUGCCUAUUUCUUCACAUACAAAAGUCAUAGGUUUUGGGGUCUGUCCCGUCACUUUGGACCCUACUAUCGUCAAUAUUUCACAUGGAGACCUUUUGCAUAGCCUACCUUGGGAAGUUGAAGUAUUUACAUUGAGCUCGGGGACUUGGAAGCGCCUGAUUUCGAGCAAUCUGCCUCGUAAAACAGUUAAUCUGCAAUCCUCUGAGCAAUGCACUCAGGUAAUAAUAGAUGGGUUUAUUUAUUGGGAUGCUUGUGAAAGAGAGGUUGUGGCUAAGGAGACACACCCUCGGAAUGUUAAUUUGAUUGUAUCAUUUGAUAUGGCUACCCAUGAGUUUGAAGUGAUAGACCUGCCAGAUAUUUUAUCGCACCCGUUUUACAUGAAUUUGUCCAAGAUACGGGAGUCACUUGCUGUGAUUGAAUACAUAAGGUACAGCAUGACAGACGUUUGUGCUGUUUGGAUGAUGAAAGAUAUUGUAACGAAGUCGUUCACAAAGCUAUACACCAUUAAAGCACCAAGUCCAUCAUCAAAGAUGGUUCUAGGUUCUAGAAGAAGCGGGGAACCUAUAAUGGAAACACACUAUGAAGGUGAAAAAGCUGCCAUACUUGAAGUUUAUGAGCCGUGCUCAGAACACAUCACUAAGCUUGGGAUUUUUGGAGAAGAUUGUUCUUUCUUUGUGAGCUCUUAUAUGGAAACUCUAUUUUUGCUUGAUCAAGCAGAUUGUCAUAUUGAUUAUGACAGUGAUUGA
Molecule: messenger RNA, 1149 nt
Organism: Erigeron canadensis
Lineage: Eukaryota; Viridiplantae; Streptophyta; Magnoliopsida; Asterales; Asteraceae
Product: F-box protein CPR1-like
Exons: 1
Coding region: 1-1149 (382 amino acids)
Molecular function (GO): protein binding
Source: RefSeq, a predicted model, not a curated record